Messenger RNA from Eimeria necatrix, 2040 nucleotides. RefSeq lists its product as hypothetical. Lineage: Eukaryota; Apicomplexa; Conoidasida; Eucoccidiorida; Eimeriidae. The transcript has 7 exons. The record is from RefSeq and is a predicted model, not a curated record. Bases 1 to 2040 code for a protein of 679 amino acids. Gene Ontology annotation, cellular component: perinuclear region of cytoplasm.
AUGGAUCCUUCUAGCAGCCCUACCGCCAGCCGUAGUGAAGGCUCUGAUGCAGAGGCUACUACGGAACGAUCUGAAGAAGAGAGAAACGACGAAACUGCCAGCAACUCAUCCGAAAAUUCACAACAACAGGCACAGGAAGCACAGCACGGACAGGAACUAGGUAGGGACCAGGCGGCAGAGCUUGCUGAAAACGAAGUGCACACGGGGGAGGCAGAUCAACAGGCGCAGCAGGAUCAAAAUGGGCCAGCCCAGAGCCGGCCUAGUCACAGUGGCUCCGCGGGAGUCUUGCCGGAGGAACUCGAAGUGCGAGAGACGUCACCUGUUGCACACGAGAAUGAGGUGCAUGUCAAUGAGCAGCAGCUUCAGUGUUUUAGAGGCUCAGACUCAUCUGAGGAACAGCGCGAGGCUGAGACAAGAGGACAAUUGCCGCUUAGUGAGCAGCAGCCUCAAUACUCUAGUGGCACGGGUCCGCUGGAGGAGCCGGAGGCUGAUCAGAGGGGACAGCCGUUGCUAACUGAUCAGCAAGUGGACUCGAUGCAGUAUUCUGCGGAACAUCACCAGACCGAAUCGCAGGGAGUUAAGCUGAAUGAGGAGGUGCCGCAAGGCGAAUCUCCACGCAGCAUGCAGCUGGAUCGAGGUGAUGGGGUGUCACAAGAAGCCGAAGUCACUCUUGACAAGAGAGGGUCAGCGCAGAAUUUGCAACCACUUUUGGAAGAGCAGAACCAUGCAGCGGGUGAUUCACAAGAGGGCGAGCAAGUGUUGCAGCAGCAGCAGAGUGUGGUGGCGGAAGAGUCUGCGCCUCAAGAAGAGCAGCUGGGAGGGGGGGAACAAACGCUGGAGUCGAUUAACAACUUAGAGGGGGAAGUACAGCUCGAUGAACAGGUCAAUGAAGCUGUAGAGCAAAAGCUACGGCAGCAGAAGGGUGACCAGGACGAUGCAGUCCAGAAGAGUCCCCAAAAGCGGCAUUCAUCCUUAGGGGAGAAUCCUCAACAUGAUGUAAGUAUUCCUAAGGACCAGCCUGAAGCUGAUGGUACUGCAGUUGACCCGAAGGACGUUACGGUGAAAGUUGUGGAUUCCCAUAGCAGGGCGCAUCGACAAAAAUCUACGAAACAUAGCAAGAAGCAGCCAGUGCCUAGUUCAGUGGCUGAGCCGGCUCCUGCAGAUACAGAAAAACCCAGGGUGCCAGCAAAGCGACCAACAGAACUUUUGUUUGAUGCCAAGACCGCUAAUGCCCUUCAAAGCCUCUGCGCGCUGCCACAGGUGCUCAGUCCGUCUUCCCCUACAAAGCCCGCAGAUACCAAGGAGCUUCAGGAGCUUGAACAAUGCUUUUAUUUUGAAGAUGACGCAGUUCAGACCGAAGCACUAGAAAAGGAACGUGCUGAUAGACUGCAGCGUGUAGAAUCCCUUAGAACAGUUGCAAUAAUACGGCAAAAUAUUACAACUGAAAAAGCCCUUCGGGAUAUUCAGGAGGCGUUGUCAAAUGAAGAAGUUGUGGUCGGGUUUGCUGAUGAAGUGCCAGAAAGUAGAGGCCGUUUGAAUGGAGAGUCAGGGGAGUUUGAGAAACAGCAGAAACAGCGCUUACAGUGUCAGACAGACCGUCUUCGUCAAGAGGCGCAAAACAUAAGAGACAGGGUCAUUGGACAGGUUGUGGCUUGGGGAGCGUUUCCUUUGGUUGACCCAGAAUGGCGCGUGGUUGAAGGGUCAUUUAAGGUGCCACUGUUUCUGGGGGAAGUGGAUACAUCUGUCCAACGAUAUCUCGACAUGGAGGAAAUUUUGCGCACGCAGCUAGAUAAGUGGCUUUGCAACCUUUAUUUUCGUGUUGUUCGCGUGCCAAAAGAGUUAGAUGGCCUCCAAGAGUUCGAACUGCCUCUUCACUACACCGGACAGAUGCUGAACAUUCCAGAUGAACUGCCUCUUUCCACGAAAAGCCACCCGACGUAUUCUAUUCGCAGCAGCCAGAGCAGCAGGGGUAGUCGAAACAGCAGCUCUGGUAAAAUGACCUGUGAUUCGUUUGCAAAGCAGAACGCAGUACUUUGUUAA